This is a messenger RNA of Paramecium octaurelia, 697 nucleotides long. The record is from the annotation of a GenBank genome assembly. NCBI's taxonomy places the organism in Eukaryota, Ciliophora, Oligohymenophorea, Peniculida, Parameciidae.
UCAAAUUGGAAUGAAAUUAAUGAAAAAUGAGAAUAAAAUACAAAACAAAAAACAUACUUUGUAAAAUCUAGAAAAAAUGCAGAACUUUAAUCAGUUCUCCUUCUCUCAUAUCCAGAUAUUGGAAUUACUUAAUUUAAAAUUAAAUUUUUUCUUUUCACCAAAAAGAGCGGGAAAAUAAAAUACUAUUAAGAUACUAUCUUAUCUAUUCAUUCUUAUACAUUGGAUGACGAUAUUUAUGUGUGUUUACUGUUUUUCACAUUACUUUAACCUCUUUUCAAAUUAUUGUUGUUAUAUUUAUCAUCUAUGCAUAAACUAUUUUAUUUUAUUAUAUUUAGGAUCCUCACCAUUGGAAGAAAUCCCAACCUCCAUAACCAUACCAACCUACCAACCAAUCCAUCCACCAUAAUUAUGUACUCUAACCACCCAAUUACCAUCAUAAACCCUUCAAUAAUGCAUAAUAUCAUUUCAAUCACGUACAUUUUUAUUUUUAGAAUAAUGAAUCAAUGCUUUGAACGCUAACUUUUCAACCAUUAAACUAAUCCAACACACACACAAAGAUCUGAACUAAAUCAUUCAUAUCAACCCAAGUAGAUUAAACUACUAAUUCAAAGUUUAAGCUCAUGUCCAGAUACCACGCUGAAAGUGUCUACUCUACCACCUUUAUACUCAUUGAUUCACUAUUAUGUUUCAAUUACCA